This is a messenger RNA of Petromyzon marinus (sea lamprey), 5561 nucleotides long. RefSeq names its product E3 ubiquitin/ISG15 ligase TRIM25-like. Gene Ontology annotation, molecular function: protein binding; zinc ion binding. The record is from RefSeq and is a predicted model, not a curated record. NCBI's taxonomy places the organism in Eukaryota, Metazoa, Chordata, Hyperoartia, Petromyzontiformes, Petromyzontidae.
UAUAUAGUUACGUCUAUUAAUGGCCAAAUCAAAUGCAACUAAUUCAAGUGCAAUUUUCUGUAUUGGGCUGCAUGUUGAGAAAUUUUCCUAUCAAAUGUUCCCAAAGCGCUGCUCCAGGCAUCUUCAGGCACGUGCCACUCGCAGUUCAAUCCAUAAAUCUGCCCUUGGAUCUCAAGUGGCUGUGAGAAAAUUACACAGGAACAUACACACAUUCGUCUGUGAUAAUAUUGUAAAAAUAAUAAAAGCAUUAAUUAACAUUGUUGGUUGGUGAUGUUGGGUCAGGGAUAAAUGACGAUAUAAAUCCGCUGCUGGAUGACGGCCUCCCCCCAGGUGGUGUGGGUCGUGGAGGUAAUUUGACCACACUUCCCCACGCUGGCCAUUGAGGGUUGGUGAAGGUGGGAUGCAUCGAGGUAGGAACAUAUUACAGUACAACAGCAGCUGGUUCUGCACUGGUCUCUGCUGCCCACGACGUAGCCCAGCUUAGCGAACGCAGAGCCACUCAUGCAGACGGAGGCAUUGCAGACGGUCUAUGCACUGCGAUAAUUACAGAACAGCACAGCAAGACAGACGGACAGCUGAUAAGCUUCUCAGCACCACGGGUGGUGCUGUCGCGCUGAGAACCGUGGCACCGCAAAAAGCGUACAGUGACGUCACGCAAUACAAAACGUCAUGUUGUCGUGCAAAGACGUAAUACAAAUGUCAUGUGACUUCGUUAACACCGUGCUUUCCCGUGGAUGCUCAAAUUUCCAGGUCGUGGUUGGAAAAUUGGUAUACAAAUAACAUUGAAGCACUCUGAUUGUUCAGAGUGCUUCAUUGCUGUACUUUUUGCUUUAGUCUUGUUGGUGACCCAGGUCGCUGCUGACAAGGAGACUCCUCUCUCCUGGUCUCUUGAGUUCUCGCCUCUUCAAAUAAAAUCAACUGUGCAAGUCAAACUCACGCAGAGGACGCUGCCUGCUUGAGUGUGGGGUGGAUUCAAUUGGUGACGCUGCUCUUCCUGGAAUGGGGCGCGUCACCCCCUUCUCGUUCGUAACCGUGCUGUGAGAUUCCACCUUUCUCUUCCUGUAUGAAUAGUACGGCAUCCUGUGCUCUCAACACCCUCACUUGAGACACUGAGAGAGAAGCAGAACCAUGUCCACCCCAACUGCUGCUGCGUCUGAGGAGCUCAUCUGCUCCAUCUGCCUGGGCGCGUUCCACUGCCCGUCCACGCUGAGCUGCGGCCACUCGUUCUGCCUGCGGUGCCUGGAGGACGCCUGGCAGGUGGCCGGGCGCUGCUUCUGCCCCCAGUGCCGAGCCGAGUUCGAGCAGAAGCCGCAGCUGAGCAGGAACGUGGCGCUCGCCAACCUCGUGGUGGAGCUCAGCGUGGGGGAGAAAGCGGCUCCGCAGGUUUCCUGUGACAGCUGUCUGGUCGGUGAUGUCCCCGCUGUGAGGAGCUGCCUGACGUGUGAGGCGUCCCUCUGCGAGUCUCAUUGUAAGCGUCACCUGCAGAACGCGAGGUUCAAGGACCAUGAGCUGGUGGAGCUGGGUGUCAGCGUGGAAGCUCGCACGUGCAAGAUGCACAAGGAAAGUCUCAGGUUCUACUGCACACAGGACGAGAGCCUGGUCUGCACGAGCUGCGCCAUCGUGGGGGAGCACACAGGACACAAGUUCAGCAGCGUGGAGGAUGCGCACGAGUCACGGAAGGAGGAGCUCAGACUCGAGAAGACGAGGAGAGAGGAGAACAAGAAGACAGCGGCAUCACAUACUCAGUCACUCAGGGAAGACUACCAGCGCGUGCAGGAGUCUCUGCGUGGGACCAAGGAAGGGAUCAGUCGAGAGUUUGAGCGCAGGAGGGAGCAGCUGAGGGAGGAGGAGAGGGAGGCGUUGGAGUGCGUAUAUGAGGAGGGCCGCUUCGUGCUGUCCCGCAUCCAGGCGGAUAUCGCUCGCUACGAGAGCAGAGUAUGCAGCCUGGAGCGGGAGAUCAACCAGCUGCUCGCUGCCCUCGCCAUGCAGGACCCACUCUCCUUCUUGCAGGAUCCCCUGCAUGAGAAACUCAGGAGCUCGGGCUUGCAGGGGAUCCAGGAUGCCCCUCCUCCCACAUUCAGUCACCAAGAGCUCACAGAGGACAUCUCACUAGGAGGAGUGAAAAUGAAGCUCAUGGCUCUCGUGUAUGGACGCUCACCGACUCUGGACACAAACUCAGCCUACAACUACCUCGAGAUUUCCUCAGAUCUCAGGACGGUGAUGCGGACCAAUGUCUCCCAGAGCCGUCCCCAUCACCCACACCGGUUUGAUCGCUGUUACCAAGUCCUGUGCUCUGAGAGCUUCUCGUCUGGUCAGUUCUAUUGGGAGGUGGACAUGGGGAGAAGCAAGGGGCUUUGUCGGAUUGGAGUCACGUACGGGACGACCCCACGGAGAGGGCGUGGUGCUGAGUGUGGCCUGGGAGGGAAUGACGUCUCCUGGAGUUUACAGAAAGAUAACAACAGCUUCUCAGUGUGGCAUGGUGGGGUAGCGACCUCACUUUCGGUGCUAGAGCCUCCACAGAGAGUCGGGAUUCAUCUGAACUGGGAUGCGGGGCUCCUGUCGUUUUACAGUGCCGACUCUAUGUCACUGUUACACUCAGUUCACCAAACCUUCACUCAGCAUUUAUAUCCUGGGCUGUGGGUGUGCGGUAAAGUUUAUGACUCGGUAACAAUAGUGGAUCUGAGUCGUGUGUCCUGAGAUGACAGAGAGUGAACAACACAGCGAGCCACAAAGCACAGAGUGGAUACACUGUUUAGUUUGUGUAUAGCUCAUACCUCUUAUGAUUACGUAAUUACACGUAUCCUCACAUAACCUCUGAUUAUUAUCACUAUUAUCAUGAUACUGUACUGGGAGUUAUUUGUACAGGUAACAUAUCUUUGGGUACCGAGCAUAUCUUUAAAUACACAUUGAGUAAGCAAAUUAUUUCAAAGAAACAGACUUAUAUGCUGUACAGAUAAGUUUUCUCUAGACAGAUUCGUCGUUUCAUAUUUGUCAGCAAAAAUCAGUAAUCUGUGCAUUUGAAUCAGUAACAUUGUGUAUCGUCGUGUAACCUGUGAUUGUGUUGACAUUCGUGAUGCCAAAUGAGAUCUGUGCAUGCUCCAUGAUUAUCCACGAAUACCACUACAGCAUCGCGGUGACAGUGGUAAUGUGUGAGAGGUGUCACCGAGACAGAUGGAGAGCAAACUCUCAUGGGGCGCCAUGGUAGCGAGAUGUUAACUACCUCGCUUGGAAUACAGGAGGUCAUGGGUUCGAUUUCGAACCUGACACCUGUAUAUUUGGAGUUUGUACAUUGUCCGCAUAGUCGUGUGGAUUUUUGUUCGGGUCAUCCACUUUUCCCCUCCACAUCAACGCUAUAUAGUGUUGUGUGUCUUAACUAACUACACAGAUACGGCUUCUGGAGGCAACGCGUUUAUUAACCAACAGACUCAACUGACAAGACUGGAACACUAAGGGAGGUACAGCCUCCCUUCUAGCGUGCCCUACACACCUCGGCUACGCUACACACAGGUCCAUUGCCACGGCCACUAAGGGAGGCUAGACCGACCUGACCCAGCCAGGGUACGGGCCUCACCAACGGUCCGCUACAACCCGGCUCUGACAAGAGCCUCGGUUGAGAGUCCCAGGGUGCUGGUCCAGUCUUCAGACACCACCGGUCCGUUACAACCUGGCUUUGACAAGAGCCUCGGUUGAGGGUCCCAGGGUGGUGGUCCAGUCUUCAGGUCUUCGGACGUCUUCAGGCUUGAGUUGGCGAACACUGCUGGACCCGUUCAGAGGGCCGGCUUUUUAUCCCCAGGUCGGGGCUUACCCCUCUCCUAAUGACCCCCCCUCCAUAACCUUCUGGAAGGUCUUAAAGAGUCUAAAAUCUUAAAGGGUCUUAAAAUUGGUGGGCGGUCUCUAUCCACCCCAGCCCCCAGCCCUUGGGGGUCUGGGGUAUCAACUUUCGGUCACGGGCCACCCGAAGGGGGGUUUUACCCCAUGACCAUGGUGGCAGGUAAAGCGACCUACAGUGCCUUGUUAAGGUGCAACAUCACCUCCCCCUCCGUAGCACCCAGCCGUCCUGGCUGGCAACAAUCCAUAAGGGUUUCGCGGGUCAAUGAGCUUGUCGCUCUUGACAUCUUAGGGACCUUUCCGGCCACCCCUCGUGGAAAUCGGUUUCUGUUGGUUCUGGCGGAGUAUUUUACACGUUGGCCCAUGGCCUGGCCUCUUCCCAACCAGGCUGCAGCGGCCAUCACAGAGGCGUUCCUUAAUGGGUACGUGAUGGAUAAGGGGGCACCAGAAUGACUUCUUACGGAUCAAGGGAAAAAUGUAUCUUACAAUUUGCUCUGUGACAUGUGCUCCCUGCUUGGUACUUCUAAGGUGUGCACGUCCCCAUACCAUCCGCAAACGAAUGGCAUGGUGGAGAGUUUCAACUGGACACUUACGACGAUGCUUAGCCACCAGGUGAGCGAGUCCCAGCAGGAUUGGGACUUGUGCAUUCCUGGCGUGCUGGCCACUUACCGCAUGGCCCCCCACACUUCAACCGGCUACUCACCCUUCUAUCUUAUGUACGGCAGGGAGUAUGAACCCCCUGUCGACGUACAACUUGGUGUGGCUCCACCCAAACGGCCUGCCGCUUUCCCCGACACGCUUCGCUUUAAUAUCGAGAGGCUGACCAAGGCGCGUGAGGCGGCUGGGAUCAAUGCUGAGGCUCGACAGGGCGUUAGCAAAUGCCUGCAGACCUCCCGCAUAUCUGCCCACAGGUGGCGUUCGGGCGACAAAGCGUGGCUUCACUGCCCCCAGGUCCCCGUGAGGACGUCCCCCAAAUUGGCUAAACUAUGGCGGGGGGCCGUUGACGUGGUGCGUGUAGUCCGGCCCCAAUGCGUGGAAUUCGGUGGGGUCGCCGCAGCUGGUACGUGCAUCCGUCACAUCUUAAGCCGUUCUUUGUGUCACGUGCUGCUGUUUCAUCCUCCCUUAGUCCGGGCCAGUUGUGUGAGGUGUCCAGCGACCAGGGUUGCGUGCCUGCUGACGCGGAGUUACAAGGGGAGCCCUUGCCCCUUUCCCCAGGCGCCACACGACUGACGCCUGCGCCGGCGCCAUUGACGUCGGCUUCACCGUACCAAGCCAGGAGGAGCUCCCCCGCCCCCCCCAUGACACCCGACCCGAACGACCCCAGCCAUGAGGACCCGGUCCAUUACUCAGAUUUUCCUGACCCCCGACUUGCUUAUGUGCCCCACACACACUUCACAUUGAGCCUCGCCUUUUCGUUGAUUAGCGGUUGUGUAUCGUGUAAAUUUGUACAGAUGGGUUAGGGUAUUUAUGGCGGGUCACUUACCUUCCUCGCAGUUCUUGUUGUUGCUUUUGCUGUUAUCUUUGUUCCUGUUGAGGCUCGCGUACCUUGUUCGUUAACUUACCCUUUGGGAUUGUUGCCAGCUGGGACGGCUGGGUGCUACGGAGGUGGGGGUAAUGUUGCAUUAUAAAGAAGUGCUGUAGGUCGCUUUACCUGCCACCAUGGUCAUGGGGUAAAACCCCCCUCGGGUGGCCCAUGACCGGAGGUUGACACCCCAGAACCCCAAGGGCUGGGG